CCUUCAUAAAAAUGUCAACUGCGGAGGCCACCUCCCCGGGUCGCGUGGGAGAAAACCGUGAAAAGCUCCAAGAAAAAUGUGUCGGAAUCGUCUCCCCCGUGUGUCUUGCUAGGCUUUGCUGCUGCUGUGCAGUGAUCAUUGUCCUCACUGGAGUUGUGAUUGCACUUUCUGUUUUUUUUUCAGUGAGAGAAAAAAACCCGGCCAUUGUGAGCCCUGAAGCUGGGAAUGAUACCUGCCCAAGAGACUGGAUUGCAUUUGGAAGUAAAUGUUUUUAUUUGUCUGAAAACACAAGUAACUGGACAUCCAGCCAGACCUUCUGCAUGGAUCAGGGUGCCCAUCUAACUCACUUUGACAGUCUGGAGAAGCUGGAUUUCCUGAAUAGAUACAACGGAGAUUCUGCCGCCUGGAUCGGCCUGCACAGAGAGUCAUCAGAGCAACCUUGGAAGUGGACAGACAACACUGAAUAUAACAACUUGGUUCCCAUCCGAGGAGAAGGAAACCAUGCCUACCUGAGUGACAGAGGGAUCAGCAGUGGUAGGGACAACAUAAGUAGGAGGUGGAUUUGUAGCAAGCCCAAAGCUAUACUUUAGUAGAUUCACAGCUUGUGUAGUGUGUCAAAGUCAUCAUGAGAGAUCUGUAACAUGUCAUCUACAGUUACAACAUUAUUUUUUAUCUUAAAUAAAUAUCACAAGCAAUUC
Messenger RNA from Microtus oregoni (creeping vole), 698 nucleotides. Its product is annotated as C-type lectin domain family 2 member E-like. The transcript has 5 exons. The record is from RefSeq and is a predicted model, not a curated record. The coding region runs from base 12 to 590 and encodes 192 amino acids. Gene Ontology annotation, cellular component: external side of plasma membrane. NCBI's taxonomy places the organism in Eukaryota, Metazoa, Chordata, Mammalia, Rodentia, Cricetidae.